Messenger RNA from Scatophagus argus, 3817 nucleotides. Its product is annotated as myeloid-associated differentiation marker-like protein 2. The record is from RefSeq and is a predicted model, not a curated record. Bases 672 to 1604 code for a protein of 310 amino acids. Lineage: Eukaryota; Metazoa; Chordata; Actinopteri; Scatophagidae. Gene Ontology annotation, cellular component: membrane. The transcript has 3 exons.
AACCCUAAAUAACUUCCAUUCUGGUCUGACUGAGCGGGCAGCACCCCCUCCUCACAGCACAGCGAGGGACAGUGAGGAAGGAGAAAGUGUGAGAGGAAGAGUGUGUGACGGAGAGAACGUAAGAAGAUGACAGUUGACGUUGACAUUUCAGGUGAGCAGAUGGUGUCUUUAUCUCUUGUGGCCACGUGGUUUCCCACUAUGAGUGUUCGCAGCAACAGAUGACAAAACAAACAUAUCCGACAAGGUUCACCCGGAGAUUCUGAGUCUGGACUGGACCGUUUCAGCUGAAGGGUUGGACUUGACCAUGUUCUGCUGUGGCUUUGUAGCUAGAAGACCCAACUCGAGUAACGACAGUCAGCAGGACUUUAAACCAGUUUUUGUUGCUUUGCUGGGUGUACAGUGCUGAGUCAGCCGAGUCUGGAUAUUUGUGAAUGAUGAGUCAGUGAGAUCUCUCAGCAGAAAGACAUCAUCACGAUGCUGGAAUGAGAAGGACCCCAGGUUGGACUUGGAUGCCACAAUCACAUUUUUGUACCAGGACGCUCCUUAGUUUUUGUUUUUUUGGGACUUUUUGAAACUUCAGCUAAAACUUUGAACUGUUCAGACCUUAAACUCCACAUCAUCCUCUACUGCGUAACUACUGAACAUCCAGAAUCUUCCAACCUCAUCCAGUCAUGGAUUCACAGGGUGGUCCAUUCCUCAACAAGAGGGCCCUCUGCUCACCUCUGGGAGCUGCCCGCCUCUGCCAGUUAGCUAUGGGUUGCGCUGUGAUUGCCAUGGUAACCCACAGUGCUGGCUUCAGUGGUUCACAUGGUGUGUUCUGUAUGGCGGCGUGGUGCUUCUGCUUCGCCAUGUCAGUUGUGGUGUUUUUCCUGGACGCUACUCGUCUCUACAGCUGCCUGCCAGUAUCCUGGGACAACCUGACAGUCACGUGUGCUGCCUUUGCGACUCUCAUGUAUGUGACAGCCUCUGUCAUCUACCCGCUCUUCUUCGUCCAAUCCGAGUGCCCCUACGCCGGCUGUGAUGUCCGAAAUUUCCGCAUCGCUGUGACCGUCUGCUCCAUCCUGGGCACUCUGGCCUAUGGGGCUGAAGUGGCCUUGUGCCGAGCCAGGCCAGGCCAGGUUGUUGUGGGCUACAUGGCCACCGUCUCUGGCCUCCUCAAAGUUGUUCAGGGCUUUGUUGCUUGCAUCAUCUUUGGAGCUCUGGCCAACAGGAGCGAGUAUUACCGUUACGUUGCCACAAUCUACUGUGUUGUCGUUUAUGCCUUCUGCUUUGCUCUGACUGCCGUGGUGGUCAUAAUGACUGUGCGUGGCCGGACCAAGGCUGUAUGCUGCAUGUCCUUUGACCGCUUCGUGGUUGUGUGCACCCUCCUGGAAGUUCUGCUCUACCUGAGCGCUUCAGUGGUGUGGCCGGUGUUCUGCUUUGACACAAAAUACGGCUCUCCAUGGAGACCCUCAUCAUGCCCUCAGGGGAAGUGCCCAUGGGACAGCAAGGUCGUGGUGGCUGUGUUCUCCUUCGUCAACUUUGGACUGUAUGUGGCCGACCUGAUCUACUCCCAGAGGGUACGACUUGUGGCCUCACACAGGCCCUCUAACUCACGAGUGUAGCAUCAGAUGGACACGUAUUUUGCAUCACUGGUUUAACAAGUUAUUUAUGUGCUUCAUUGUUUAUGAUUAUCUUUGGGCAUUUAUUUGAUAUUUAAAGACACAAAAACUAUUGAGGGCGAAAGAUGGAUGUGAGUUAAAGAUCCCAGGCCUUUAACAUCACUCGUGCUGCUCGUGGUCUGCUGCUGAGGCACGCAGACACCCCAAGUUAAAUGUGAAAGUACUGUGGAAUGUAGACAAGGAAUGUUGCCACUAUGACCCCUCUGCCACACCCCACCGAGGUGACACCCCAUCUCUUCCCCAUCCCUUUGAGAGACUUUGGCACAGCAGCCAGCCUCACCCAAGCAGCCAGGGCCCACUGGUAUGUCUGACUAAAUCCCCAGAAAGUGAGACACUCCACUCUUCUUGACCUGCAGCAUAACACACAUACAAACUUACUUCCUGCUUGUAUUUCAGCUCCAAUAAUGCAUAAAAGUCGUGAAUAUAAAUAGUAAAUCUGGCAUUGGCAUCUGUGGCAUUCCUGUCAUCUGCAAACCCCACACCAGUGAUCGACGCACAUUGCCCAGGCUGCCAAAAAUAAACAUGAGCUGUCUGCACACAUAUUGAAGCUGUGAGACAGUGUUUAUAAGAGGCUGGGGUCUUUAAAACCUCACUAUGAAAUGCUUCCUUCACUCUGUGAUUUUUUUUAUUUUUUUUUUAAAUAGGGUUAAUUUCAUCCAGCUGCACUGUUAAGCUGACCUGCUGCUCGUUUAAAAACACACAAUAUUCACCGUUGCACAAUUUGAACAUUGUCAGCCUGACCUGGGAAUGUUUGUACAUUUUCACUAAAGACUCAAACAAACUUCUGGUUAGUUGCAAGUCUCCAAACACACAUACUGGUACAUUGUUAGACAUGCGUUUUUCACUUUCACCUUAUUUAUUUUUAUUAUUGUUAGCAUAAUUUUACACGCUAGAAAAUAAAAAUAUAUGGUCUAAAUAAGCUUCACACAACACAGUUCUGUCUUGUUGUUGUCUUUAUUAUAGAAUUCUUCUACCUCUGUGGCAUUACAUAAAUAAAAUUACUGAAUAAUUUGGCCAUGUUUCAACAUGUUGUAUUCAUAUGCAACAUAACCUGUCUUGUCUGGGCUGUGCCUGUAAAUGGUGAACCAACAUUAAUGGGGCUAUGUUGCUCCAUAUCCCUCACAGUAAGUCGGGCGAUGCUAUGGUUUGUCCAGCCGAAUGCCACACAAGAACCAGUGUUGUUCAAAUGAUUAAUUACUUCAAUGAUCUUCAAUGGGGUGUGUGAAAGACAAUUAAGAGUUUAGCCUGUAGAAUAUUUUGUAUUUGCCGCCCUCUUUUGCUCCCUCCCCUUUAUCAUCUCUUCUCGGUCACCUUCGUCACUUGAACCAAUUCAUGUUAUCAUUUUUAUGUCUCGUCAGUCUGAGUGUAUAACCCGACAAAAGUUCAUUAUUCACAGUCUCUGACCCAUCCUCAGUUGUUCAUUUGCUAUGUAGUGUAAAUUUAUACCCCUCUGUCCCUGCGUACUCUGGGGGUAAAAGAGGAGAGGAGGAGGAGGAGGCCUUUCUGGCUGCCAUCCUCUCUGUCAGCACUUUUAUUUUCUUGUUCCACAAAUCUAAAACAGAAGAAGACAUCUGGCUGUCUCUCCUUGUCCUCCUUCUGUUCCCUUAAUUAAGAUUUCUCUCUCAAACUCUCCUCCCUAACUGUGUCUCUCCAGAUUUUCACCUUCCUUCCCUCCCUUCAUUUCUCUCUCACACAUCAUACUAUUCACCCCCUCCUCCAUCACUCCUCUCUGCUUUGGUCACCUCGUUGAAUCUCAUCUCUCUAAUCCAGGAUCAAUGUCUUUCCCUGUCACAUCUGUGAGUGCUAUGGAUGUAUUAUAUUAAGUCCUCGAGAAGCCACUGUGCCACAUACGUAAAAGCAAAACCGUCUUGGUGCUCAGCAGCAAAUCCAGCACCAGUUGGCUGCUCUUGUAUCCAAAUCUGUGUAAGACCACAGAAAACGUCACUGUGUGUCUCAGACAUUUGCAAGUUCAGACACUGUGCCAAUUUCUGCAAAUUAACAAGUAAAUACAAGUGAGGAGCAUGACAGAGGGAACGGAUGAACAGCUGAGGGGGUUUAUUUAAACUGGUGGUGAUUUUUUGCAGCAAUAAAUAAUGUUGUGUCGUUGAACUAACAUUUUUAUGUAAGUGUGUGUGUGUGCGUUUGUUUUUUUGUUU